Drechmeria coniospora is the source of this 744-nucleotide messenger RNA. Its product is annotated as Meiotically up-regulated protein 84 protein. NCBI's taxonomy places the organism in Eukaryota, Fungi, Ascomycota, Sordariomycetes, Hypocreales, Ophiocordycipitaceae. The record is from RefSeq and is a predicted model, not a curated record. The coding region runs from base 1 to 744 and encodes 247 amino acids. The transcript has a single exon.
AUGUCCCUGUCCUCGGAAAAGGACGAGGAGGACGGCGACGACUAUUUCUCGGAGAACCAGUUCUCCGACUCGUCAGGGGCCGAGGCCGAGGAGUCGCCGCCGCGGCCACCGUCGCAGAACUACUUUGCCCCCCCCUUCUACGGUCGUCCUCCGACGCCUCUGCCGCCGUCCCCGUCGCUCACGUCCCUCCUGCGACCGUCGCGGCCGACGACGCCCGAUGCGUCGGAUGACGAGAACAUGGCGCCGGUGCCGCGGGCGGCGCCCAAGGUGCCGACGUACGAGUACUACGGCUUCGUCCUGUACCUCUUCAGCAGCCUCACCUUUCUCCUCUGGCUGCUGUGGAGCUACCUCCCGGCGCCUUUCCUGCACGGGCUGGGCAUCUACUACUAUCCGAACCGCUGGUGGGCGCUGGCGAUCCCGGCCUUCCUCGUCAUGACGCUCUGCUACAUCUACAUCGCCUUGGCCUCGUACAACAUGGAGAUGCUGACGGUGCCCCUCGGCAGCGUCGAGACCAUCGUCGACGGCGCGGGCAAGCUCGCCGCCAUCGACUCCAAGGGCCGGCUGCGCGGGAGCAGCAGGCGGGAGAGGAAGUGCGACGGCAACGGCAAGCUGAGGUGGAGGGAGAUAUGGAACGAGGGGACCGACGCCGUCAUGGACAUACCCUUGGCCGGCGUCUGCGAGGUGCUGUACGGCGAGGGAAGGGAGGAACCGGCGAGGGAAGACGGAGCAGGGACAGGAGCGUGA